AUGUUUCAUUUGCAGUUCCUUGAAAUUGGGUUAGUGCUGCUGGCCUUCUCCUCUGCCUUCUCCCUAGAAAGGAAUCUGGUUCUUUUCCCACCAAGAAUGACCCACGAGAGUUUACAACUACCAAACAAUUUGCAAGCCUCAUCCAUCCAGCAGUGUCUACCACACAGGAAGAAUUUUCUGUUUCCUUGGAAAUCCAUGAAUCUUCACCAGUACCAGAAAGGGCAUAUACUGGCAAUUAUUCAUGAGAUGCUACAACAGAUCUUCAACCUCUUCCAGGCAAAGGCUUUUCUUGGUCUUCAGAAGGAAAACUAUAUACAGUUCCUCAAUGAACUUCACCAGCAGCUGGAAUAUCUUCAAGUAAUCAUGAGACUGGACACAGAGCAGCAAAAUGGUGCCUGGGGUGGUGAGAAUCUUAGAUUACAGGUUAAAGCAUACUUCAGAAGAAUGCGCGAUUACCUGGAAAACCAAGCAUACAGCAGCUGUGCCAGGAUCAUUGUGCAGGUGGAAGUCAACCGCUGUCUGUUCUUUGUACACACACUCACAAGAAGUCUGAGAAGUGAGAACUAG
Molecule: messenger RNA, 567 nt
Organism: Perognathus longimembris pacificus (Pacific pocket mouse)
Lineage: Eukaryota; Metazoa; Chordata; Mammalia; Rodentia; Heteromyidae
Gene: Ifne
Product: interferon epsilon
Exons: 1
Coding region: 1-567 (188 amino acids)
Biological process (GO): cytokine-mediated signaling pathway; adaptive immune response; T cell activation involved in immune response
Cellular component (GO): extracellular region
Molecular function (GO): type I interferon receptor binding; cytokine activity
Source: RefSeq, a predicted model, not a curated record